Messenger RNA from Melanotaenia boesemani (Boeseman's rainbowfish), 4049 nucleotides. Its product is annotated as E3 ubiquitin-protein ligase AMFR-like. The record is from RefSeq and is a predicted model, not a curated record. The transcript has 14 exons. Gene Ontology annotation, cellular component: endoplasmic reticulum; cytosol; ubiquitin ligase complex. Lineage: Eukaryota; Metazoa; Chordata; Actinopteri; Atheriniformes; Melanotaeniidae. Gene Ontology annotation, molecular function: ubiquitin binding; ubiquitin protein ligase activity. Gene Ontology annotation, biological process: endoplasmic reticulum unfolded protein response; protein K48-linked ubiquitination; ubiquitin-dependent protein catabolic process. The coding region runs from base 211 to 2079 and encodes 622 amino acids.
CUUCGUUUCUGCUAGCCAGCGCCAGCUGUCUGCUCGGUGAAAUAAACAUGACGAUGUUAUUGACUACUUUUUCCUUUGUGCAACAGCCCUAAAUGCACAGCUCAUCAAAGAAUAUAUAACCUUGGAUAUUGUGUAUAACUGUAUUUGUGACGAAAUACUGGUGUACUGACACAAAAUUCACAACCUGGGAAGUGAAUCGUAGCUACUGAAAUGCCUCUGCUGUUUUUGGAGAGGUUUCCAUGGCCCAGCCUGCAGACAUACACAGCACUGAGUGUGGCUUUGCUUGCUGGCAGCAUCUUCAGUGCCUACACUACUGUUACUGACCCAGGGUUUGGGGCCUUGGAAUCUGAUGAUAUACCAGCUCCCUCAGAGGCCGAUCUUGAACAUCUAAGCAAUGCUAUUAGUAACUCUGAAUUGGCAACAACUGUCCUGUGGUAUCUUGUCACUGACAGUCUCUUUGUGUGGGUUUUAGUCAACACAUUCUGCUGUUCCUUGAUGUUAAUUGCUAAAAUGAUCCAGUAUGUGGUGUUUGGGCCACUUAGAGUCAGUGAGAAGCAGCACCUCAAGGAUAAAUUCUGGAACUUCAUCUUUUACAAGUUCAUUUUCAUUUUUGGAGUAUUGAACGUGCAGACAGUGGAGGAGGUGGUCAUGUGGUGUUUGUGGUUCUCAGCCCUGGUCUUUCUCCACCUUAUGGUUCAGCUCUGCAAAGACCGUUUUGAAUAUCUGUCUUUCUCCCCCUCGACUCCUAUGAACAGCCAUAUGAGAGUGCUUUGUCUGCUGGUCUCCCUGCUCCUGGACUGCUGUGGUCUGGCUGUGGUGUGCGGUCUGUUAGGAGCAUCCCAUGGCAUGCACACCCUCUCUUUCAUGGCAGCAGAGUGUUUGUUGGUGACUGUACGUACUGGGCAUGUCAUUAUGAGGUACUCCAUCCAUCUGUGGGAUUUGAAUCAUCCAGGAACUUGGGAGAGUAAGGGCACGUAUGUUUACUAUACGGACUUCAUAAUGGAGCUGGCUAUGCUCUUUCUUGACCUCAUGCACCAUAUCCAUAUGCUGCUUUUUGGUAACAUCUGGCUGUCCAUGGCAAGCUUGGUUAUUUUCAUGCAGCUACGAUACCUUUUCCAUGAAGUUCAGCGCCGCAUUCGCAGACACAAGAACUACCUUCGCGUCAUCAACAACAUGGAGGCCAGAUUUGCUGUUGCUACUGCAGAGGAGCUGGCAGCCAAUGAUGAUGAUUGUGCCAUCUGCUGGGAUGCUAUGCUGACAGCACGCAAAUUACCCUGUGGUCAUCUCUUCCACAACUCUUGUUUGCGAUCAUGGCUCGAACAGGACACGUCCUGUCCGACAUGUCGAACCUCCCUGAACAUUAAUGGGGACGGGGGCCAAGUGAGAAACCAGCAGCAGGGAGGAGGUUUGGAAGACAAUAUUGGUCCAGUUGGAGCUGCUCCAGAAGCAAGGCCACACAUCAACCAACAUAACCACUUCUUCCACUUUGAUGGAUCUCGCAUUGCCAGCUGGCUGCCCAGUUUCUCAGUGGAGGUAAUGCAUACUACUAAUAUUUUGGGCAUCGCUCAGGCCAACAAUUCCCAGCUUAUGGCCAUGUCCCAUCAGAUUCAGGAGAUGUUUCCUCAGGUACCCUCCUAUCUGGUCAUGCAGGACCUGCAACUGACCCGCUCUGUGGAGGUCACCACAGACAACAUUCUGGAGGGACGCAUCCAGGUGCCUUUCCCCACACAGGCCAUAGAGCGUGCCCCUAUACAGGUGAGCCCUGCACCAGACGAGCAGGCAGGUCCCAGUGGAACAGCUGAACAGAACCUCAGCGAGUCGGAUAACUUGGAGGUCAGAGGUGGUCGUUUCUCUAAAUCAGCGGAGGAGAGACAGAAGAUGCUAAAGCAGAGAAAAGAAGAGUUGCUUCAGCAAGCACGCAGAAAAUAUCUAAUCAAGAGUUCAGAGGAUCAGGAGGAAGAUUUGCCCAGACUGGAGGGGGAAUCUGUCCCAGAACUGGACUCCACUGUGGUGAGACGUAGAACCAUGGCAGCGGCCGCAGAAAGACGCAUGCAAAACCAACAAGAUCCUGCACCCUGAUUUACAGGUCGGUUUUAGCAGGAGAGUGUAUCACCUUAUCAUCACAAGAGGCAACGACGGAGCUACUUCAACCUUCCCCCAUUCGGCGUAGUUAAUGGUCAUCACCUCCUCAAAACCAUAAUUAAAAAGCAUUGCAGACAUGGCCUUUAGACUGUUUUUGGGCUGCCUAAAGAAAGGUGAGACUAUUGAAAGUAGCCUCAGCAUCACUGAUUCCACUCUGAGUAUAUGGAGCUUUAUAUAAAGUGAUGGUUACAACUUAAGACAUGCAAGAUUGCAUUGUCUUUUGUUCAUGUGCCACACAUUACAAGCACCAGCCUACCAGUAUGUGUCAUGAUUCAGACUUGCUGUCAAAAAUGUGCAUGCUUUGCAUUCAGAAGACAAAUACAAGAGCAUAUUUUAUGAGAAAGGCUUGCAAAGUUUUCAUCUAGAGAUGAGAACUUUGCAAGGCUUUCACCUCUAGAUGAAGCUAUUACAUUAGUUUUUCUUUUCUUUUGAAUAGAUGUUUGGUCACUUGCUUUGAUCAUGAUAUAAAGCUUCAUAUUCUUGAUGAAGAAACUCAUUUGAUUGAUCUGUGUGUUAUUUUAUGAGUUUCCACUGUGAAUGAAGUAGCAACAUGUUUUCGUUUCUUACCUCAGAGUAAGAGAAUGUCACUUUAGUAUUGGUCAGCCUUUCUGUCAACUAUGAAUGUUUUUAUGAAAAUAAUGCUGCAAACAAAGUGUUUUCGACCCGCAUGGGCUGUUCUGUAUUUAGUGUGUAAUAUCACCCAUUGCAAACAGUUUGUGUUUUAUUUAAAAACGGGGAAGUUGAUUUGUAAAUUUUUGUUUUCCAAUAGUGGUGCCCUGAGAGACUCGUAUAACAAAUGGCGAUGGAUUACAUUGUGUACAUUGGGUGUUAUCCUUAACAUAUUUUCAAAAUGACCCUUUGUUGAUAGGUUGUUGAUUUUUUUUUUUUUUUUCUUUGGGGUCUUGGUCAUUUUAAUACAGUUUGUAGAAUAAUUAAGUAUGUGGCAGUUGGAUUUGCUGUAUCUACUUUAAGUAUGUCUUACUACCCAUACAAAAGUCUACAUUUGUUUUAUAGGUGAAGCUCUUCUUCCACUGGAAAUGCUGAAGACUUGCUUCUGAAUCAAAACAAUUUCAAGACCUUAUAGCAAAUCCAGUUGGCUUUGACUGUGCUCCUUUGUAUUCUACAACCUGAAUGACUGAAAACCUAUACACAGAAUUUUUUAGAGUAUUUGUGCAGCCUUUGUCUAUGUACUAAUUGAUGAAGGAAAAAAACAAAAGCAGCAGCAGGGAAUGUCAUCACCCUCUGCUCAGACGUUAUUAUAGCCACAUACAUUACUAGACAGCAUGACAUGGCCUUUUGAAACUUUAUAGGGGAACUCAGAUUUGAUUUAACACCAACUUUUAGCUGACUGAAACAUAUCAGUGAAUGCAAGUUAAGGCUGUAUUACGAUGGUUUGAUUUCUGCCAUUUAAGUGCAAAAAGGCAGUUUCUGUGAAAAAUGCAUGAAUUGUAGAUAAAUGAUUUUUUUUUCCUUCUACUCAAUCCCAAAGACAAGCCCAUAAAUUUCCACUAAAAGUUGAAGUGUGAUUUAUUUUAUUAUUUUAUGGCUUUCUAGGUUUGGAGCUGCAGUAAGAAGAUAAAGGUUUAGGUUUUCAGUUUCAUUUUUUCAAAAAAUGUAUAAAAGAUUAUAAAUAGUUGUUUUCACUUUUUAAUUAAUUUUCCUAGCAAUGUUAAAAUCCAUUAUAUAUUUUCCUAGUCAUGGGUUACCUCUCACAACCAUAAUUUUAUUGAAGCUGUUUUUCUUUUCCUUUUUUUCUAUUUUUUUUCUUUUUUUACUGAACGUUCCUGUAUUUUGUGCCUAAAUCAAGAAUGGUUCAGUUAACGAUAAUUUCUGUAAAUCUAGUUUUUGUAAAAUAUGUUAAUACAAUAAACUUAAUAAACAGAGCUUCUACAGCUUUUUAACAAACA